AUGUUAAUAGGGGCCGAUAUUUACUGGUCCAUAGUAAAAGACGACUUCAAAAGAAUAACCGACAACCUUGUCGCCAUUGACACCAUUUUCGGAUGGACACUACAAGGACCUAUAUCGACCCAAGGCACGUCAGUAACAUCUACGAAUCUCAAUGUUGGUGUAAUUGAGGACAACUCACUUGAAUCUUUAGUUGAUCGGAUUGAACGAUUAUGGGUUGUUGACGAUAUUACAUCAAAUCAUCAUAAGCUUCAAGUGGAUGAUAUUAUCGAAAAACACAUUCGGAAAAAUGGCACGCGAUAUGAAGCAUCAUUGCUAUGGAGAAACGACAAAUGCACUAUUGAUAACAACCGCGGUGGCGCUCUCAAAGGACUUCGACGUUCAUUGGUGAAGCUUAGUGAGGAUCCGGAAAAGUUAAGGCAAUACGAUGAAAUCAUAUGGGAGAUGAUUUCAAGUGGUGUUGCAGAAAUUUGCGAUGAAGCAGAAAAAACCAACGAACGGACUUAUUUUAUGCCACAUCGACCGGUGUAUCGGGAGGAAAGAGAGACCACAAAAAUGCGUAUUGUGUUUAACGCAUCAGCACGAUCUGGUGGUAACCCCUCAUUAAACGACUUAUUGUGGUCAGGACCAAACCUUUUACCAGACAUAUUAAAAAUGAUUUUGAACUUCAGGCUUGGCAAACAUGGAAUUACGGCCGAUAUCGAACGAGCUUUCUUGCAGAUAGAGCUGGCACAAAAGGAUCGAAAAGUACAUCGUUUUUUCUGGAUUUUAUCCUUGGAUGAUUUGCUUUCAAUAAUCAUUCUUCAAAUGAAUAGGGUAACCUUCGGAGUCACCUGCAGCUUUCAUCUGAUUGAAGCAUUGUUGAAACAUUUGGAGGAUGAAUCAAUCAAUUUUCCUGAAACCUGUGAACUACUAAAAUCGUUUUAUGUGGAUGACCUAAUCGUAAGUGUUGACGAUUUUGAAGACGCUGUAAAAUUGUUCAACGAAACACGUGAAAUAUUGUCCAGAGCAUCGAUGAACAUACGUAAAUGGAAGUCGAACAACGAGAAACUAAGACAAAUUUUCGAUACAAAUGAAAGCAACAAUAUUUCAAAACACAAGGUGUUAGGACUCAUAUGGUUUAUGGAAAUUGAUACCCUUGCAGUGGAUCUGCAAAAGCUUUGUCAACAGAUAUCUUUCGAUGUAGUAACGAAACGAACCAUUCUUCAAACGUUAGCAUCUUUUUAUGACCCUUUGGGAAUGUUAUCACCAUUUGUCAUAAAAAUGAAGCUCAUUUUCCAAGAGGCUUGA
Messenger RNA from Hermetia illucens (black soldier fly), 1287 nucleotides. RefSeq lists its product as uncharacterized. The record is from RefSeq and is a predicted model, not a curated record. Lineage: Eukaryota; Metazoa; Arthropoda; Insecta; Diptera; Stratiomyidae. The transcript has a single exon. The coding region runs from base 1 to 1287 and encodes 428 amino acids.